AUGAUAUCUUCAUUUUCUGAAUCUAUUAUUUCAAGUUUUUUAGGCAGCGAACGUCUCAAUACCUCAAAUUAUUUUUCGAGUUCUCAAGAUAUAAUUAAUGGCAGUCAAUUCCCUGUUUUUUCACAAUCAUUUGAUAGAUAUAUAUAUGAUAGACAUAUUCAGUUUAGGUCAGAAUUAUUUGUAAAGAAUUCAGUGACUGAAUAUUUUGCUAAUAUAUAUAAAGCAUUUUAUUGUCCAAGUUUCAAAUUAUCUGAAGAAAAUGAACAGCAAGCAGUCACAAGCAAUAAUAAUAUAGUUGCACGAAAUAAUAUUAUGCGUGAAUUGUUCAAAAAUAAAGUAGAUAAUCUUAAUAUAAAUGAUAAUACUUCUGACUGUGAAGAUAUGAGUACAGCUUCUGAUAUCAUGGGUCAAAUAUUUUCAGAUUCAGAGUAUUCAUUGGUAUCAUCUCACUCAUCCCCAUCUUCUCCGUUAGAAACAUUAUUUAUCAGAAAUAACACUAAUUUUGUGUCAAAUAUUAAGAAGAAAUGGUUAAGAAAUACCUUAUAUAAUUAUGGGAAAAAGAAUAAGUAUGGUUGUAAAUUUUGUGGGAAGCUCUUUUCAAGGCCAUCGGCCCUAAGUACUCAUGUAAAUACACACACAGGAGAUAAACCAUUUAUUUGUCCAUACCAAGAUUGUAACAAGGAAUUCAAUGCGAGGUCUAACAUGACAAGACAUUACAAAUUACAUUUUAGGGUUUCCUCUGGUGGGUAUCUCCUGCCUUCAGGAAAAAUAGUACAUAAGAGACCAUCUUUAAAACAACUGACUACCGAUGAUAUGAAGACUAUAUAA
This is a messenger RNA of Arxiozyma heterogenica, 828 nucleotides long. RefSeq names its product transcriptional regulator NRG1. Gene Ontology annotation, molecular function: RNA polymerase II cis-regulatory region sequence-specific DNA binding; DNA-binding transcription factor activity, RNA polymerase II-specific. The transcript has a single exon. Lineage: Eukaryota; Fungi; Ascomycota; Saccharomycetes; Saccharomycetales; Saccharomycetaceae. The record is from RefSeq and is a predicted model, not a curated record. Gene Ontology annotation, biological process: regulation of transcription by RNA polymerase II. Gene Ontology annotation, cellular component: nucleus. Bases 1 to 828 code for a protein of 275 amino acids.